UGAACAAAUAGUAUAGCCGCUCUUCCCGAUAUUUGCGUCACCUGAGUAAGAUAACCAUACAAUCUCAAAAGAAUCAUGGACGACAAGAUCCAACAUAAAAUGGAAGUCGACUAUUCCGUUAGCGUCGAUAAUUUACUCGUAACAGUAAAGUCUUUAUUAGCGGUACGUUUUGAGCCAGAUGAUGUUUCAUUACUGGCUGUAAAUAGGAAUGAAGAUGCUUAUUUUUAAAAAAAUAUAGGCUGGCAAUUUCGAGUCUGCUGUCGAACAGUGUGUUUCUCUCGAAAAACAAACAAGAACAGCUUCUGAUGCUAUAUCAACGGGGCGACUGCUAGAAGCAAUUGUCGAAAUUUUAGCUGAAAAUUCUCAGUGGCCACGACUCAAUGAGCAUCUUAUUUUAAUGACAAAGAAGCACGGUCAGAUGAAGCAGUCCGUAUCCAAGAUGGUUCAAAAAGCCAUGGAAUAUCUUGAUAAAACACCGAGUGAACCUGUUAAACUCGAGUUAAUCGAAGCUCUUAGGAAUGUCACAGAAGGAAAAAUUUAUGUUGAAACUGAGAGAGCACGUUUGACAAAGGAAUUAGCACGAAUCAAAGAAUCUCAUGGAGAUAUUGAGGGGGCUGCCGCGGUAUUGCAGGAUCUUCAAGUUGAAACAUUUGGUUCUAUGGAAAAGAAGGAGAAAGUGGAAUUCAUGUUGGAACAGAUGAGGCUUUGUUUGGCUAGAAAGGACUUUAUCCGCACCCAAAUCAUAAGCAAUAAAAUAUCAACUAAGUUCUUUGCUGAUGCAGAAAACGAGGACUUGAAACUCAAGUUCUACAACCUGAUGAUUAACUUAAAUGCUCAUGAUUCUCUCUACUUGAAUAUUAGCAAAAAUUAUUGGGAGAUAUACAAUUCAAAAAGUGUACAAGAAGAUGAACAAAAGCGGUUGCUAGUACUCAGGCAUGUAAUCAUAUAUUUGUUACUUUCUCCUUAUGACAACGAACAACAUGACUUAAUGUGUCGCCGAAAGCUGGUAAAGGAUAUGGAAAAAAUACAAAUUUACUUUGAUAUGCUCAAAGCAUUUACAACACAAGAAUUAUUAAAGUGGGAUGAAUUCUCUAAUCUAUACGAGCAUGCUUUACGUACAGAAACUGAUGUAUUUUCCAAGAAAGCCGAUGAAUCAGAAUGCGAAAAACGCUGGCGUGAUCUACAUUUACGAGUAAUUGAGCACAAUAUUCGUGUAAUAUCUGAAUACUAUACAAGAAUCCGGCUCCAUCGGUUAUCUCAGUUGUUAGAUUUGGAUAUCGAUAAAACUGAGGAAUAUCUGUCGAAACUAGUGGUAAAUAAAACAAUUUAUGCUAAAAUUGAUCGACUUGAAGGAGUGGUACACUUUAUAGCCAAAAAGAUGCCGACGGAAGUUUUAAAUGAUUGGUCUUACAAUACUAGAAAUUUAAUGGCAUUGAUCAAUCAAACAACACAUUUAAUCAACAAAGAACGUAUGAUCCAUGGUGUGUAAAAUAAAAUUAUGAGUCUGUUAUUCUUGCUUUAUAUAAAUAAAAUUUUUGUUUGC
Messenger RNA from Schistosoma spindalis, 1543 nucleotides. Lineage: Eukaryota; Metazoa; Platyhelminthes; Trematoda; Strigeidida; Schistosomatidae. The record is from the annotation of a GenBank genome assembly.